AAGAAAUGAAUUAUACGUGUCUCGUUGGUUUGGAUAUAAGCAUUUAAUGUUUUUAAAAGACAAUAAUACACCAAAACAUACAAGAGAUAGUCAAGAACAUGACUUGGAAAACACGCAAUACGAGGAUUCAUCAGAAACCAUCCUCACUGAAGGUUUCUCAAGCACUUUUCAAUUACAGCAUGCAGGAACAUCUCAUGACACAGUCAAGCAGUUGGAAACAAUAACAAAGAAACGUUCUGGAAAGGAGUUGAACUCUUCGGAUCCUCAUGAUAUUGGAAUAGAAUCAGAACCGUUCCAACGAGAUACCGUAAGGCAGUUAGUCUCAGCAGGAAAAGAAACCUCGGGAAAACGCCCAAAUAUGUCUGAUCCUCAAAUGAAUGGAGCUUUUGAAUCAAUAAAAACACCACAGAAAAUCGAAAAGUAAGGGAUAACUUUGACAUAUUUGGGGAAUACGUGGCAAAUAAAUUAAGAAGGUACGAUGCAUUUCUUCAAGCUGAUGUAGAACAGAAUCAAUUGCGUUCUCCAUGAUGCUGAUAUGCGAAUACUUUAUUAUUCACAACGGCAGUUUACUCCAAUUACAACGAAUUUGUCACUACGAACUGUAUCACCUGUUUCAAGUUCGCGCUCUUACGCAUCAGCUCCAUCUCCUUAUACAUCAACAAGCAUUCAACAUCUUUCUGAUCAAGAUAUUCCAAAUGAACAUAGCAUUCCAUCUCCUUAAACAUCAACAAGCAUGCAACAUCCUUCUGAUCAAGAUAUUCCAAAUGAAGAUGCCUUUAUUCACGCCCUACUUAGAUCCAAAACAGAUAACUCUACGGAUAUUUCAUAAAAAC
Messenger RNA from Leptinotarsa decemlineata (Colorado potato beetle), 833 nucleotides. RefSeq lists its product as uncharacterized. Lineage: Eukaryota; Metazoa; Arthropoda; Insecta; Coleoptera; Chrysomelidae. The record is from RefSeq and is a predicted model, not a curated record.